This is a messenger RNA of Sus scrofa (pig), 1474 nucleotides long. NCBI's taxonomy places the organism in Eukaryota, Metazoa, Chordata, Mammalia, Artiodactyla, Suidae. The record is from RefSeq and is a predicted model, not a curated record.
GCCCCCUCGUCCCCGGCCGGCCUGGCCAGGCCCCGCGCUAUGGAGUUCCUCUGGGCCCCUCUCUUGGGUCUGUGCUGCAGUCUGGCCGCUGCUGACCGCCACACCGUCUUUUGGAACAGUUCAAACCCCAAGUUUCGGAAUGAGGACUACACUGUCCAUGUGCGGCUGAAUGACUACCUGGACAUCAUCUGUCCUCAUUACGAGGAUGACUCUGUGGCAGAGGCUGCCAUGGAGCGGUACACACUAUACCUGGUGGAGCGUGAGCAGUACCAGCUGUGCCAACCCCAAUCCAAGGACCAGGUCCGCUGGCAGUGCAACCAGCCCAACGCCAGACAUGGCCCGGAGAAGCUGUCUGAGAAGUUCCAGCGCUUCACACCUUUUACCCUGGGCAAGGAGUUCAAAGAGGGACACAGUUACUACUACAUCUCCAAACCCAUCCACCACCAGGAAGACCAGUGCUUGAAGCUGAAAGUGACUGUCAGCGGCAAAAUCACCCACAGUCCUCAGGCCCAUGCCAAUCCACAGGAGAAAAGACUUCCAGCAGAUGACCCGGAGGUGCAGGUUCUACAUAGCAUCGGUCACAGUGCUGCCCCCCGCCUCUCCCCACUUGCUUGGGCUGUGCUGCUCCUGCCAUUCCUGCUGCUCCAGACCUCGUGAAGGCAGAGGCCACAUCUGGCGUAAAGAGAACUAUUACUGAGGCUCCUCCCAGAGCCUCAGUCCCUGGGAAGCACUCCCACGACAUGCAUAAGCUGCCACCCAGAGGAGGUGCCAUCCCCACAUCCACCUGAGGGACAGACAGUCCUUUCCCCUCCCUUCCUGCCCAUAAGCCAAAGAGACAAGCUCUGUGAACAUGGCUCACGAAGGGCACUGUGGGAACCGAGCUGGAAGGGGCUUGGGGUCACAUGGAUGGACUCCGAGCUUGGCAAAGAUGCCCCUCCCAGAGAGAGCCACGAUGGCCAGAUGAACUGACUGAAGGAAAAACAAGACGGAACCCAACAUAAGUGUCCGUGAGGAUGUGGAUUAGAUCUCUGGCCUCGCUCAGGGGGUUAAGGAUCCGGCGUGGCUGCAAGCUGUGGUGUAGGUCACAAAUGCGGCUCGGAUCCAGUAGUGCUGUGGCUGAGCCAAGGACAGGAGAAGCAGCAUGCUUGGGCUAACCCAGCAUCUCUCCCAGGACUGUCCUCUGUGGCGCUGUCACAGAGAGGUUUGUAGCCAGGCACUGCAUCCUCUCCCAUCCUGGGGCAGCAUUUCCCAGAGCUGUGCCAGCAGGGGGGCUGUGCCAACCUGGUCUUAAGGUGUAUCUGUAAGGGCAGGGCCCACACACACACAGUCUGUGCCUAGACUAAAGCCUGAGGGGCAGGGCCCACAUGUACAGAAUCUGCAUAUGAACUUUCUGUGUCUGUGCUGAUUUCUACAACUGGAACUUUUUUAUACUGUGUUCUUUGUCUCAAAAUAAAGUGAUGUGUUUGGUUUUUCA